Aspergillus pseudotamarii is the source of this 3118-nucleotide messenger RNA. RefSeq names its product putative alpha,alpha-trehalose-phosphate synthase subunit Tps2 (gene orlA). The transcript is spliced from 4 exons. The record is from RefSeq and is a predicted model, not a curated record. Gene Ontology annotation, biological process: cellular response to heat; trehalose biosynthetic process; fungal-type cell wall organization. Gene Ontology annotation, molecular function: catalytic activity. Bases 195 to 3029 code for a protein of 944 amino acids. Gene Ontology annotation, cellular component: cytosol; alpha,alpha-trehalose-phosphate synthase complex (UDP-forming). Lineage: Eukaryota; Fungi; Ascomycota; Eurotiomycetes; Eurotiales; Aspergillaceae.
CCCAGUUCAUGGAAUGAUUCCCAGUUUGCCGUCCAGGGCAUAGUUCGCGGUUUCCCCCCCCCCCACCAAACUAGCUUUAUCUAUCUCUCCCAUUCCAUUUCUCCGAGAUCGAUAGCUGAUUAGAUCCUCGCCGCGCUGUCAUUCGCCUCUCCCCCUUGCAUCGUCCUUAUUACUUGUUCUAUCUAUAUUUGAGAAUGUCCUCCGAACAAAGGACGACCCCUGCAAAUAUACCCCGCGACCAGCCUGACCCGGUUCUAGUUGGCCCGGGCGUCAAAGUUCUAGGUGAAGAGGCUUACACCAAGGCCUCAACUGCCACCCCUAUUCCGGGUGGUGAGAAAAUGCAAUCUUUAAUUACGGAUGCGCCUUCGUACUUCUCUGCAAUUCCUAGCGAAAAGAUGUCUUCAGAGUCGUCAAAUACUACCCCUACCACUCCUGCUCAGGCUGCCAAGGAUGCGAGAUCGAGAAUUGAACUCUUGCGUCGUUUGAGUCUGAGGGAGACGCCCAAAGCGCUGGAGGCAGAUCUACGUCAACAACACCCAGGCUUGCGUCUCUCUGGACGAAUCAUUAGCGCCGCCUUCUGUAUCCCAUACAAAGUUUACUAUCGGCGGGAGUCUUGGGAGCUCAAACCCCGUCCGGGAACCUCGGCACUAUUCGAUUCUUUGGCAUAUCUAGGUUCCGAGGAGACUAAUUGGUCUCAUACACUCGUUGGUUGGACCGGCGAAGUAGAACCAGUCCCGGAGGACACGGUGCCUUUGCAGCAAAUCCCCAUAAACACGAGUGCAAAGCUGCCAGCUGCGGCAAAUGGUACAGCAAAACCCCUCAAUAAGGCAGCAGCACCUAUACCUGUGGACGCCAAUCAACGGCCACCUAGCCAUCCUCUCCUAGAUGGUCUCGCAGUCAGCCAGGACGAUAGAAGUCGACUAGAUGCGCAGUUAAGCUCCGGGCGGUACGGUAAAAUCGUCCCCGUGUGGCUGUCGGCUGAGACAGAAAUCCCCCAGGAUACAAUCUCCUUGGAGGAUCAAGGCAGAUGGAGGCGAUAUGCAGAAAGGGAGCUGUACCCUCUCCUGCACUACAAGCAACAUGGCCCCACAGAUGGCCGAUCCGAACGCAACUGGUGGGCGGAUUACGUACGAAUGAAUCGGCUAUUUGCAGACCGGAUUCUGAAAGAAUAUCAGGAAGGCGAUAUUGUUUGGAUCCAUGACUACCAUCUUUUCCUUUUGCCCAGUAUGUUGAGGCAGCGGAUCCCAAACAUUUACAUUGGCUUCUUCCUACAUGCCCCAUUUCCCAGUAGCGAGUUUAUGCGCUGUCUAGCUAAGCGAAAGGAGGUGCUUACCGGAGUAUUGGGUGCGAACAUGAUUGGAUUUCAGACUUUCUCGUAUUCCCGUCAUUUUUCAUCCUGCUGCACUAGGGUGCUCGGAUUUGACUCCAACUCCGCCGGAGUUGAUGCGUAUGGUGCCCACGUGGCCGUGGACGUCUUCCCUAUUGGUAUCGAUGCCAUGGCAAUCCAGAAUAUUGCCUUCGGUUCCUCUGAGAUCGAGAACGCUGUGACGGGGAUACGCAAGCUUUACGCCGGGAAGAAGAUCAUUGUCGGCCGUGAUCGGUUGGACAGUGUCCGUGGUGUGGCUCAGAAGUUGCAAUCGUUCGAAGUGUUCCUGGAGCGGUACCCUGAAUGGCGCGACAAGGUGGUGCUUAUCCAGGUCACCAGUCCGACCAGUGUCGAAGAGGAAAAAGAGGAGAACAAAAUUGCAAGUCAGAUAUCCAAUCUUGUUUCGACCAUAAACGGCCGCUUUGGGUCUUUGAGCUUCUCACCCGUCAAGUAUUACCCGCAAUACCUCUCCCAGCAUGAGUAUUUUGCCUUGCUGCGCGUGGCUGAUGUCGGUCUGAUUACCACUGUUCGAGAUGGCAUGAACACGACUAGUUUGGAGUAUAUCAUCUGCCAACAGCAAAGUUACGGUCCUUUGAUCCUCUCCGAGUUCUCAGGAACUGCUGGGACCCUCUCAAGUGCGAUCCAUAUCAAUCCGUGGGACACGGCAGGUGUAGCUGGAGCCAUCAAUCAGGCCUUGACGAUGUCCUCUGAUGAUCGAAAGGCAAGCCAUCAGAAACUCUACAAGCAUGUUACAACAAAUACAGUCUCGGCUUGGUCCACACAAUAUCUCUCGCGUUUGUUGACCAAUCUUUCUUCGUUUGACCAAUCUGUGGCGACUCCCGCCCUCGAUCGAGCCAAGCUAUUAAAGCAGUAUCAUAAUGCACGGAAGAGGCUUUUCAUGUUCGACUAUGAUGGCACACUUACCCCAAUCGUCAAAGAUCCACAGGCCGCUAUACCAUCCGACCGUGUCUUGCGGACUAUCAAAACCCUAGCCGCAGACUCCCGUAAUGCAGUAUGGAUCAUCAGUGGGCGCGAUCAAGCCUUUCUCGAUGAAUGGAUGGGUCACAUUCCUGAAUUAGGAUUGAGUGCCGAGCAUGGUUGCUUCAUCCGGAAGCCACGCUCGGACGACUGGGAGAAUCUGGCCGAACGAUCGAACAUGGGAUGGCAGAAGGAGGUUAUGGAGGUAUUCCAGCACUACACCGAGCGAACUCAAGGUUCAUUCAUUGAGAGGAAGCGGGUUGCUUUGACAUGGCAUUAUCGGCGUGCAGACCCUGAGUAUGGUGCGUUCCAGGCUCGUGAGUGUCGAAAACAUCUAGAGGAGACUGUAGGUAAAAGAUGGGACGUGGAAGUCAUGGCAGGAAAGGCCAAUUUGGAGGUUCGUCCGACGUUUGUCAACAAAGGGUUCAUCGCAAGCCGACUAGUCAACGAAUACGGGACUGGCCCUGGACAGGCUCCUGAAUUCAUCUUUUGCUCAGGGGACGACUUUACUGAUGAAGAUAUGUUUCGAGCCCUUCAAAAGUUUGACCUCCCACAAGACCAUGUCUAUUCCGUAACCGUCGGUGCUAGUUCGAAACAGACUUCUGCAAGUUGGCAUCUGUUGGAGCCAGCCGACGUGAUUGAGACUGUUACGAUGCUCAACAGUAGCUCCACUCAAGACUACUGAUAUCGGCAAGCUUUCUCCUUUGGCCUCUGUGACCUUUGUACGACCUAGGCUCCGACAUGAGUGCCAGCUUUCCAUGACAGAGCAUCGGC